This is a messenger RNA of Hymenoscyphus albidus, 2287 nucleotides long. NCBI's taxonomy places the organism in Eukaryota, Fungi, Ascomycota, Leotiomycetes, Helotiales, Helotiaceae. The record is from the annotation of a GenBank genome assembly.
GCGAUGGCCUCGAGCUGGCAUGGAUUCACCAGCCUCUUCUACCCCCCUAUUCCUACUCCUAUAUUGAAUGAAUGAAGGGGGCUUGUCACAAACAACCGUUCCAAAAAUCCUCAAAACAAAUGCAGAGUUCCUGUUCCAUUCCAUAAUUCCUAUUCCCCUAUGUUCAUCCCAACUUUUCAUCCUCUCCAUUUUAGUGCAACGCUGCUUUUCUCACACCCCCCGGCCGGCAGUCGAUUGCCAGCAUCACGAGGGGAUCGUCCGAACGCAACGUCUAGAACACCCAGAACUUACUUUGCUUAUCCACCCGCCCUUCGAGCAUUAACUUCUACCAACUUCCCCCCCCCGAGGCCUCUAUCACCUCCCGAGGCCGUUCUUUGCUUUCCAGCUUGCGGGAUUCUUGCAAAAAUCAUGCCAGAAGAACACCUAACCCUUGAGCCUCCUCGGCGAACAAGUAUCAGCGACCCAGGUGCUCACGACCUUGGUAAGACCUUAUUCAACUUCGCUUUUCAUGUAGCAGCAGCACAUUUCACUAACGCAUUCCUGUAGAGUCUUCUGAUUCCGAUGAUCACUUCUCAGAUGCUCAAUCCGGCCUCGAACAGUCCGGGGCUACCUCUCCCGUCCCUAUUACCCGCGUGGAAAAAGUCGAUAAUGAGCCCAGCUAUGGAGAGGUUCCUGGCACAGCAGCUUACAACAUGAGGGAGAAUGAUGCCGAGCCCGACCAGAUUGCAGUGAUACCUGAUGAGAAAGAGUCCAGCGAUUCUACCCCCAAGGAGCCUACAUCCACCCCCGGGGGACAACCAAUUCCUAUCACCAUCGUUGAGAAAGUCGACCUAGCUACUCCCAGCUUUGGAGAGGUUCCCGGUACUGCAGCUCACGAGAAACGUCUUGCAGACGCCGUACCGGAUUUAGUUGUGAAAUCUGGAGAACGCAGUCAAUCACCAAGCAGCAACCGAUUCAGAGCCAAUAGUACCCCUGGUGACCUUCCCAUCCCAACAACGAAGGUCGAGAAGGUCGACUCAAAGCCUAGCCAUGGCGAAAUCCCUGGCACCGAGGCUUUUGAGCUCAGAAAAGGAGACGCAGAGCCGGACCAGGUGGAAGAAGUUGGUGAUGCGCCAGGUAAGGAUAGUCAGAUUUCUUAUCCUUCAGAGCCAUUGACCGAAUCAGGGUCGCCAACGUCUCCUGUUGCUAGAUCUCCAAAAUCCCCAAGCAUGAGCCACGCGAGACGAAAGUCAUCAGGUGCAUCAAAGGCAGCGGUUCCCAUGGAUGAUUACAAUGAAGAGGAGGAUGGCUCGGAUGGUGGAUUUGGCGAUGAUUUUGAUGAUUUUGAGGAGGGAGGAGAGGAUGAGGAUUUUGGCGAUUUUGAUGACGGAUUUAAAGAGGCAGAGGCAGCUCCUCCUAUCAAACAGUCCUUACCAGCUACACCUGCAUAUGUGAGUAGUAAUCUAUACACUACCAUGAUAAUUCGCUUCGUGCCCUGCAACUGUGACCACUGCUAACAUGCACCAGCCUGUUUUGGAUUUUGCCAACUUGGGCUCAUCUCACGAAAUUAUGGCAGCCACAGAACCAUAUAUGAAUGCCCUCUUUCCGCCUGACACAAUUGAUACUUCUGUUCUUCCUCCUAUGAAUGCCGAAAACCCAAUCUUUCUCACGUCACGUAGUGCUUCCCUCUGGUCACAAUUAGUAGCCCCGCCACCACUUCAACCUCCCAACUGGAUCCGGUCUCGGAUUCGAAGGCUCUUUUUAGUAUCUCUAGGUGUACCAGUUGAUCUAGACGAGAUAUUACCUGCAUCUAAGCAGAAAAAGCUCAUCCUCCCUUCAAUACACCUGAACCCACCUUCUACCUCGCCACGGACUUCCACGGACUCCCGUUCUGUUACCCGGUUGAAGAACGACAACGCUUCUUCAACGUCUCUGGAUUCUCAAGGUAAACCUGCUCGCUCAGACUCGAAGAGGAGGAGAGGUCCACCACCAGCUCCACAACUUGACUUGGUAUCGGCACGACAACUAUGUACCAUCACAGAUCAGGCAUUGAAUGGUCUCACGGCGGAAGAAUUGAAAGGGCAUGUCAAGAAGCUGGAAGCUAUGCGGGUUACUGCCAAGGAGGUGCUGGAUUAUUGGACGAAGAGAACAGAUGAAAAACUCGGGGAUAGAGAGGCGUUUGAGGGGGUGAUUGAGAAUCUAGUGAAACAUGCUAGAAAGACAAGGAAGUAGGCGAAUAGAAUGAGGAGUAUAGACUUUAGGCUCUAGAGCCUACCAUAUUAAUACACCAUAUAUCAUUCGCAUCAAA